Molecule: messenger RNA, 1600 nt
Organism: Aspergillus ochraceoroseus IBT 24754
Lineage: Eukaryota; Fungi; Ascomycota; Eurotiomycetes; Eurotiales; Aspergillaceae
Product: adenylate kinase ADK2
Exons: 2
Coding region: 439-1143 (234 amino acids)
Biological process (GO): nucleobase-containing compound metabolic process
Cellular component (GO): mitochondrion; cytoplasm
Molecular function (GO): AMP kinase activity; ATP binding
Source: RefSeq, a predicted model, not a curated record
UUGAGAUAUCCCAACUUUCUAAUUCCUCCCAUACGGAGAACUGGUAGUUAAACUAUCGGAUCUUUUGCUGAAGGAGGUUCGGAGAAACCUCCGGGGGCCCGCUCACCGACUUCCUAAUCAAGCAAGCAUCUAUAUUUCCCCCCAUGAUGCAUUCGAAGAUCCCAGAGACGUCUUCGCAGCGAUCGGCAGGAUACUCGAUCUCACAUCCAUCAACCGUCGCAAAUUUAUUAGGCCCGGAUCCAGCUCAGUAAUCCCGCGCACACUCAGGAUGGAUAUUGUAUAGGAUCAAGCCAUUUUUCUACUGCGAUUAAUCCUGUUGCCCUUCCGAUCCACUUUCCCGGACUAGACAGCGCCGAACGCGAAUAUUAUUAUUAUUAUUAUCAGACCUCGAAUACCGGAAUCCAUUGCCACGCCAGAUACAACAGUCGUAGCCCUGAAAUGACCAUCACAACAAGGCGGCUCCACAAAGCUGCUCGGAUCAUCCUCAUCGGUGCACCCGGGGUCGGAAAAGGAACCCAAACCGAACGACUCCUCACCAGAUUCCCAGAGCUAGCUUCGAUAAGCUCUGGAGACCUGUUGCGAGAGAAUGUUCGAAAUAAGACUCCCUUAGGCUUGAAAGCAGAAGCCACAAUCCAAGCCGGAAACCUCGUCCCCGAUUCCAUGAUUCUUGACCUCAUCUCCUCCGAAUUCAAGUCCAAGGGCUGGCUCUCGUCAGCGCCAACCUCCUCAAUAUCCCCCUCCGCUUCCUUCAUCCUCGAUGGCUUCCCGCGCACCGCUACGCAGGCCUUGAGCCUGGACUCUCUCGUGCCUAUAAACUUCGUCGUUCACCUAGUCACCCCACCGUCUAUCAUCUUGUCUCGAAUCUCAUCGCGCUGGGUCCAUGAACCGUCCGGGAGAGUGUAUAAUACAGAGUUCAACGCGCCCAAAGUCCCCGGGAGGGACGAUGUCACCGGGGAACCUCUGACCCAACGAGAAGACGACUCCAUAGAAACGUGGAAGCAACGGCUUUCAAAAUUCGAAGAAACGAGCAGGGCUCUGCUUGACCAUUAUCAGAGCAAGGGCUGUUUAUGGCGCGUGGAAGGCAACUCGAGUGAUGAAAUCUCCCCGAAGCUUUUUGCCAAGAUUGAGAAGAAGUUCUGCUAAGCAGGCUAUUGUACCUUGAUAGAUGAGACACACCGCGGUCGGGUAUCUAUCUCUUUGUAUUCUAUUAUACGUCGUUGUUAGCGUGCUGUGAAUUGUUGCCGGUAUUUCAGUCCUUUUUUUUCCCCUCAUGAAGACUGAGAAUGAGUGCCUAGAGGAUAUAUAUGUAAUAUAUAUAUACUUAAUGAUUAGGUUAAUGAGUUCCAAACCUAUUCAGUACAACCUGCUCACCAUAUCUAAGUAUAUAUAAAGAGGUAUAGAGCCCAUGCAUAGGGAUAUCAAACAUACAGUCAUAAAGACAGAACAGGAAGAUAUAUCCACCAAAACAAGACCUAUCGCUUUGUAUCUUUCCCAUUAGUACUCGUCUGGCCUUCUUCCAUCCCCAUUCCCAUCCUCGUCUUAUACUGUCUCGGAGUUUCAAACCCCGUAUUACUCCGGAACCCCUUCCACAUACCCAAUC